GAAAAAAAAUUUUUUUAAUCGGCUUGAGUUAGCAUGGUUUGCUGACAUGAGUGAAUGCUAUGUUGUCGAAGUGAGUGAGAAAGUAAUUGGUUUGUGGCCAUAACGUUGGAUGACAGCUUCUGUAGGGUUUCAAUUAAGCCGCAAAUACCACAGGUGACAUUUUAUGUAAAUAUUUGAAACCUGGUAAGGCGGAUACCAAAAUAUGUAGCCUCAUUUGAAAUGGAAUUUUUAAAACCAGUGUUUUUAAAUUAGUGUAUCUUUCAUAAAUAUUAUAGCAGCAAUUUAAAUCUGCUAACUAUUACUUUAUUUUGGUAGUAUAAGAAACAUUCAUCUAGGUCAAUCUGUCAUUUUAACUGGGUUUCUCAUCUUCUUAAACUUCAGUGUCCAGCAGUGUUAAAAAAAAUAGUCGCGGUUCUGAGAGUAAUUAACUAGUACUACAUGCAGAGGAUAUAUUUGAGCUGUGUGUUAUGGUAGCGUUCUGGAUUUUCUAGUACCUUUUAUAAGUACAGAUUUUGCUCACCUACCUAAUGCUCCUUGUUUUAAAACUCUUGCUUAGAGGUAUUGUUUUCCAAAUAGGAAAAUAGCUUAUAUAAAAUAGCGUAUAUAAUAAGAAAAAUGAAUUUUUGGUGAGAAUGUUUCAGGGUUGCUAUCAUUGGUUGGAUGGAUGAUAUAGCUAUUUUUCUAUUUGAAAUUUUGAAUGUGAGAUAAUGUUUUAUGGUCGCAACCAGUGGUUGGAAAGCUGUCUAGUCUUCUAUAUUUGAAAUUCUGUUAACGUUGUUUUACAGUCUAAAGGUGUUCAUUUACAUCCACUAUAUGUUGAGUAGAUUAAAUGUACUUUAAAAUGUACUAGAUCUAUUUAUCAUAAUAUCCAGCACUUAAUUUUGUAGAUUGUAAUGUGAAAAGACUAUUCUAUAUUUGUCAUUUGACAAUUGGAUUUUUGUGGCCAUAUCUUAAUCUAACUUGCCAUAGGAAAUAGGAGGUGGUAGUCAUUUCUUUGUGUACCUCUCUCUGUCUCUGUCUCUCUGUCUGUCUCUCUGUCUGUCUCUCUGUCUCUCUCUCUCACUCGCGCACACACACACAUACAACCUUUGAAUUCUAUAGGAUUUUGCUGAAUGGUACAUUUCCUUGUGGUUAAUAAAUGGAUAAAGUCUAGUCUUAUGUCUGUAGUGGUAUUGAUCAGUUCCGGGUGGGCUGAAUGUGCUGUGAAAUGGCGAUCAUUGCCAGAGAUUAACCAAAAGAAUCAUGUCUGUUUAAAUGGAAGAAGGAACGUGCUUAAGGCAGGCUGACAGCUCAUUUUGUGCAUGAUUUGGGAGGGAAGAUGAACAAUGGCAUAACUAAAAAGAGUGAAGGCCUCAAUAACAUUAAAUCUUUUGCUUUUGCUUACAAGAUACUUUAAUGUUGUGAUUUUUAUUUUCCCUAGUACUCCUAUUCUACCCUUAUAUGAUCUGGCUGGUGUAAUCUCCUCGAUCUUCUUGAGAAAUCUUUUAUUUGAACCCCCUUUUCAGCUCUCCUGCCUUUGAGGAGGAGGAGCAUGACUGAUUCUUAACUGCCCAAGGAAUUGUGGACAUUAUUCCAUUCCAAACCCACCUGGGUCACACUAAUUGGUGAACAAGGUUGUUCAUGAGCAGACAUAAGGCACUACUUCUAGAAAAGGAAGCUUGCUGUAUAGCUCUUGCAGCUUUCUUCACUUAGCUUGAAAGAGGGAGAAGAGAAAUUGAGCAACGGUUUUCCUGUAAGAUCAUUUUCACUAGGCCAGCAGGUGCUAUACUUGGCAGAUCAGAAACACAGGAGUGCAUCUUCUAUAAUGCUAAUUGGGAAAAAGAUAGAACUAAUCGUACUGGUGUUGAACCUUGUUAUGGUGACAAAGAUAAAAGACGACACUGCUUUGCAACCUGGAAAAAUAUUUCUGGCUCAAUUGAAAUAGUAAAGCAAGGUUGUUGGUUGGAUGAUAUUAACUGUUAUGACAGAUGAACAUUGAUCUGGAGCUGAAAGGAAUCUCUGAAACCACUUGACUCAUUUUAAGAUGAGGAAUGAUUGUGUUGAAAAAAAGGACAACCCUGAAGUGUAUUUCUGUUGCUGUGAAGGCAAUAUGUGCAAUGAAAGGUUUUUCUAUUUUCCGGAGAUGGAGAUCACAAUACCAACUUCCAAUCCAGUUACACCCAAGCCACCCUUGUUCAGCACCUUGCUUUACUCAUUGGUACCCAUCAUGCUAAUUGCAGGAAUUGUGCUGCUUUCAUUUUGGAUGUACAGGCAUCACAAGUUAGCAUACCCUCCUGUACUUGUUCCAACUCAAGAUCCAGGACCACCCCCACCCUCUCCAUUACUAGGCUUGAAGCCCUUACAGUUAUUGGAAAUAAAAGCUAGGGGGAGAUUUGGUUGUGUCUGGAAAGCUCAGUUACUCAAUGAGUAUGUGGCUGUUAAAAUCUUUCCAAUACAGGACAAACAGUCAUGGCAAAAUGAAUAUGAAGUAUAUAGUCUUCCUGGAAUGAAACAUGAGAAUAUAUUGCAAUUUAUUGGUGCAGAAAAAAGAGGCACCAGUGUUGAUGUUGACCUCUGGCUAAUCACAGCAUUUCACGAAAAGGGUUCAUUAACUGACUUUCUCAAAGCCAAUGUGGUUUCUUGGAAUGAAUUGUGCCAUAUUGCUGAAACUAUGGCCAGAGGGUUGGCAUAUUUACAUGAAGAUAUACCUGGUUUAAAAGAUGGUCACAAACCUGCCAUAUCACACAGGGACAUCAAAAGCAAAAAUGUGUUGUUGAAAAACAAUCUCACAGCUUGUAUUGCUGACUUUGGUUUGGCAUUAAAAUUUGAGGCAGGGAAGUCUGCAGGUGAUACCCAUGGACAGGUUGGUACCCGAAGGUAUAUGGCUCCAGAAGUUUUAGAGGGUGCUAUAAACUUUCAAAGGGAUGCAUUUUUGAGAAUAGACAUGUAUGCCAUGGGAUUAGUACUGUGGGAACUUGCCUCCCGCUGCACUGCUGCAGAUGGUCCCGUGGAUGAGUACAUGUUGCCAUUUGAAGAGGAAAUUGGCCAGCAUCCAUCCCUUGAAGAUAUGCAGGAAGUUGUCGUGCAUAAAAAAAAGAGACCUAUUUUAAGGGAGUGUUGGCAGAAACAUGCUGGAAUGGCAAUGCUCUGUGAAACAAUAGAAGAAUGUUGGGAUCACGAUGCAGAAGCCAGGUUAUCAGCUGGCUGUGUAGGAGAAAGGAUUAUUCAAAUGCAAAGACUAACAAAUAUUAUCACAACAGAGGACAUUGUGACUGUGGUCACUAUGGUGACAAACGUUGACUUUCCUCCCAAAGAAUCCAGUCUAUGAUAAUUACAUUGGUUGUUCACACUGAGAAACAGGACUCGGAACUUGGAGCUGCUAAGCUAAUGAGACUGCUUACAGUUUCAGAUGUUUUCUGUGUGAGACGGAGUGGUGAGUCUUUUGGGAAUGGUGGGAAGGCGGCCCGCUUUUAAAAUGUGGAUCCAGAAGACCUACUGCAUUCCCUACAUGGACUUGAAGGACAACAUAUGACCAUGAGAAGAGGCAAACUCUGUCAAUCAAAGAACUUUUCAGAUGUAAAGGAAGAAUGUGGCCCUCUACGGAUCAUAUGGACCUGUCUAAUCAAGCGUUUAAAAACUGACAUCAAAUUUCUUAAUGUCUGUCAGAAGACACUAAUUCCUUAAAUGAACUACUGCUAUUUUUUUUAAAUCAAAAACUUUUCAUUUCAGAUUUUAAAAAGGGUAACUUGUUUUUAUUGCAUUUGCUGUUGUGUUUAUAUCAAUGACUAUUGUAAUGCCAAUAUGACACAGCUUGUGAAUGUUUAGUGUGCUGCUGUUCUGUGUACAUAAACAGUCAUCAAAGUGGGAUACAGUAAAUAGGCUUCCAAGCAUUACUUUAACCUCCCUCAACAAGGUAUACCUCAGUUCCACGGUUGCUAAAUUAUGAUUGAAAACACUAACAAAAUUUGAAUAAUAAAUCAAUCCAUGUUUUGUAAAGACGUAUUACAAAUUCACUGUGUUAUUUAAAAAAACAAAAACAAAGGGUAAGCUACGCUUUGUGCCAACAGGAAGUGGCCAUUCCUAAAGCAGUGUUGUAAGCCUUUUCUUGUGCUAGCUCAUGUUAAAAAAAAAAAGUGCUGUUUUUUGAAAUGAAAACCUUAAUAUCGUUUCCUCACCCUCCCGUCUCCUUCUCCUUGAUUUUAGGUUUAAAGCUUCAUCUUACCUCCAGUUCCCAAAAUAAUACAUAUGCUUAUUUUACUUAAAUACUAUUUAGGUUUGCUGUGUCUGAGGAAUAUUUGAAAAUGUAAAGCAUGAUUUUUUAAAAGUGUUUUUUAAGUGAGCUGUGACACUGGAAAGCUCUUAGUUUUCUUAUUAAUUUUUUAAAAUAGACUUUUUCCUAUUUAUGUAUGUACAGUCUUAGUGUAUUUUCUUUCAUCCAGCAGUAUGCAGUGCAUUCUGUAUCACUGUUUCAAGGAUCACCUCAGGAAGCUUCAUUACCCAGAAUUCCUCACUCUCUGCUUUGAGACUUUAUAACUAGGUACACCUUUUUGCUUGGUGCCAUCUUGUCAGAGUAAUAUUUGAUGUCUGUGAUGUGUAAAAGAUUAUUUAGAAUAAGUUGUGCAUUUUAGACACAGAUUUCAGAUAUUACUGCUAAAAAAUCAGGGAUAACAAGUUAAGCUUAUAACUUCAAAUAUGCAAUGAAUUUAGAGGUAACCAAUGUUGAUGUAGGUAGCAUGGCCUAGCAAAAAAAUGAUAAUAUUCAAAUUAUUUUCACAACUAAUUGCAAGAUUACUUUAGAAUAAUCCAUGGCUUAUUCUUGCUAAAGAAACAAAUCAGGAUUGAUACGAAAUAGGUGCCAAAGUACUUUUCAUAGGAAAAUGAUUGGGUCCUCCUUCAGCUUAUAUAGGCCAAAUUCAAAUAUAAUGGUUUCUAAAAUCACUAGAUGACUGACCAGUGCUAGCCAGUAUUAUGCGAUAUAAUUUCAUCAGGCCUUUUGAAAAUCAUGCAUUAAUUUUAUAAAGGAGUUGUUUUUUUUAAUGUCAUUAUCAGGAGCUCACUGUGAAUGUGUUCUAUUCAGAUGGUUAUUUAAGACUACACAGUACAGUUCAUUUUACAUAUGACAUGCACUUAAUCUCUGGGAACAAUAACAAAUUAAUUAUUUGAGACUUCUGUCAACAUACUCUAAGCAGGGAGGGGAAGAAGGGUAAUAGCAAUGUUGUUUGUACUUAACAUCCCAUCCAGAACUGUUCUUGUUUGCUGUUUGUCCCUCUUAUCAUUUGGGUCUCAUCGUAGCCAUAAAUCCCCAUUUCAAUGUGGAAUGCAUCUGCUUUAUGUGUUUUAGCAAAGCAAACUGCUUGGGCUCCCUCCUGAUUUCUUGAUUUGAAUUUUGUUUUGCUUCCACCUUCUGACACAAAUCAAGAAAAGAAUCCGUGGAGGAAAUUUGAAUACAUGAUGGAACUUUUUCAACCUUUUAAAGAUUUAUUUCUACCUAUUUUCAGUGUUUAGCCCUCUUUUUAAAACACACACACACACACACACACCCAAGGGGUAUUAUGAAUGUUUGGCUUAUGUGAGCACUAGAGAUAAAUUUUAUAAAACUCAUUAGCAAAAAUGAUGUUUUUCUCUUCAUGGUAGAAAAGAAAUGAACCCUGUUUUUAGAACUCCUGAAUAUUGUACUUAACUGUAGUUAGCCAAUUUUAUGACUUGUAUCCUUUUGAAAACUAUGUUGGUAGUAAAAUACUUUUAUAACUAGUGAAGUAAGAAUGCUUCAGUGACCUGUCCUGAUUCCUAGUCAUGUCAAGACUUUGUUUUGCAGGGCAUUUUGUAUUUGGUUUACAGUCAGUGUAGAAGAGGGCAAGCCAACAGAAGGGAAGUCUGAGCUUGGCCUAGGAAUAUGGAAAAAAAGGAAGAUUGAAAAGAAUGAAAAUCCUGACCUUUGUUGUGGGGCUCUUUGGUGGCCCUGAUAACUUUUUUCCUCAUGUAUAUGGUGCUCCUCAUGGCUCAUCUUGUAUUUUGCCUUUCUGAUACCAAGUCAGACUCGCUGCUCUAACUUAUACUCUUUACCUUGCCCAGAUCUACGAAAGAGGAUUCAUUGCUGGAUGACCAACUGCCAUAGGACUGAUGGAUUAACCAGUGGGUUUGGCUUUACUGGAAGUCUAUGCCCUGCACAGCUCUUGUAUGUAUUUAGAUGCUAGGAAGUUUUUAGCAUGUGAAGUGUGAUUACUAUUUGAACGUUUAUUACAAGUACCUUAUGAAUUCCAGAACAGAGACUGUGCCUCAUAAUUGUUGAUCCCUUGAAUUUGCACUAUCCUUUAUGGUGACAUUUAAAAAAACAAAAAACAACCAAUCAGGAAAGAAAUGCACUAUCUUGUGAACGUUUGGGGAAUUCAGAAACAAAAUUCACUGUGCAUGUAAGUUUUAAAAAGUCACGCCCCCAUCCCUCCAACAAAAUGACUUCAAAAUUUAUCCCAAAAUAUCAAUGGGGAAAAUAGACCUUGAACAAGGUUCAUUAGAAUAAAUUGAUUAAGAAAAAUGUUUCACCAUUCUUUUUUUCCACUUCCUCUUUCCAUGUUUCAAUCUUUUCAGCAAAUUUAUUUUUAGAAACAUUUGGUAUAAUAUGCAUAAAAUUAUUUACUGAUUUAUGGGCAAAAUGAUACAAGUAGCAUCCUUGAUUGAACAUCAUUUACCUCAGAUAUCCAACCAGCAGUACGUUUUUUAUGCAGUCUCAAUCCAUACACUAUUUGUUACCUCUCAAAAUAUUGGUAAGCAAUUAUUUGAGCUUUACUCUCUGUAUUUCUUGUCAGUGUUUUGGGCACAGGUUGUUGUACUACUGUCAAACUUGUACUUGCUAUUUUUUCUGCAAGUAUAUAACAACGAAAAAUACAAAAAAAAAAGCCCCACAAAACCCAACCCUGGAUAAAAGUGAUUGUUAAAUAUUGUAAAAAUAAAAAUGUAUGCUAUCCCCGCUCCACUUCCCCCAAAGUUAAAUAAAAAAUAAGUGACUACUGUA
Monodelphis domestica (gray short-tailed opossum) is the source of this 6988-nucleotide messenger RNA. It is a transcript of the gene ACVR2A, whose product is annotated as activin A receptor type 2A. Gene Ontology annotation, cellular component: plasma membrane; activin receptor complex. NCBI's taxonomy places the organism in Eukaryota, Metazoa, Chordata, Mammalia, Didelphimorphia, Didelphidae. Gene Ontology annotation, molecular function: activin binding; activin receptor activity; ATP binding. Gene Ontology annotation, biological process: activin receptor signaling pathway; protein phosphorylation; cellular response to growth factor stimulus. The record is from RefSeq and is a predicted model, not a curated record.